Frieseomelitta varia is the source of this 1585-nucleotide messenger RNA. RefSeq names its product hydroxylysine kinase. The transcript is spliced from 2 exons. Lineage: Eukaryota; Metazoa; Arthropoda; Insecta; Hymenoptera; Apidae. Gene Ontology annotation, molecular function: amino acid kinase activity. The record is from RefSeq and is a predicted model, not a curated record. Bases 393 to 1475 code for a protein of 360 amino acids.
UUGUAAGUUAAAAUAUGUACAUAAAAGAUACUUCAUGUCUUCUAUGCUGAAUGACGUGCAAUCUAACACGUCACCAACAAUAAAUAUCAAUCAUCGUGCAUUUACACCCUAUCACAGGACUGAUUGAGUGCAAACUGUGCUUAUUGCGUAUACCUUGCUACAAUUCACUUUCUGAGUUGCUUCAUUCGUGAACACUUCGUGAAUUUCACGUUUAUGUUUGGAACCAAUAUUUUUGAAAAAAAUAAGAGUUUUAAGAGUUCCAUUAUUUAAUGGUUUCCACGAAUGAAUGAUAUAUUUGUGACUAUUAUUUGUUUUUUUCAAAUUCAUAUUUGCAAACUUAAUGCACAACGUCUAAAAAACUGAAACGUUCUUUCUUAAAGAUUAAAAUAAAAAUGGAUAACAAAGAUGCUGUAUUGAUGCCGGGUCAACGAAUUCGUCCACCGGGCAACAUUCAAGUAGUCUCGCAACUCUUAAAAGAACUUUAUGGUUUGAAAGCGUCGAGUAUAACCGAACUAAACGCGUACGACGAUAGAAACUACCAUGUAAUGUGUGAGGAAUCACAUACGAAUUCUCAUAUGAUGACUGUCAGUAAACAUGGCUACAUUUUGAAAAUCAUCAAUUCGUUGGAUUCGCAGAAGACACACGUGAUUGAAGCACAAACUGAAAUGCUAUUGUUUUUAAACCAACGAGAUAUUAAUUGUCCCUUACCCGUAAAAAAUGUACAUGGACUAUAUUAUACUUUGAUCAAGUUGAAUAUCGAUGAAUGCACCGACAGUUACGCCGUGAGGCUGUUGGUUUAUCAGCCUGGUGAACUGUUGCACCGUGUUCCAAUUACUGGGGAAUUGCUUCGAAACGUAGGCAGGUUCACGGCCAAACUCGAUAAUGUUCUUAUGGGCUUCUCUCAUCCAGCUUACGACGAUCACAAGACUUUGUGGAUGUUGAACUCUGUGCCAAAGUUGCGCCAAUUUACUUACGCUGUAGAGAAUGUAUUUGAAAGAGAAUUGGUGCAUCAGGUGAUACUAGCCUUUGAAAAGGACGUGCUCCAGACCACACUGCAGCUAGAGGAAGGUAUGAUACACGGUGAUUUGAACGAACAGAAUUUCGUGAUGAGCCCGAAUGGCAAAGAAAUAGCUGCCGUGAUCGAUUUUGGUGAUUCACAGCGGACAUAUUUGAUCUUUGAAUUAGCUAUCGCGUUGUGUUACAUGAUUUUACAAGCUGGUAACGUGGCGAUGGGUAAACACGUUAUCGAAGGUUACCAGGAUAUUAAAAGACUGACAGAUCUCGAAAAGAAGAUCUUGAAAGUUACCGUUUGCGCGAGAAUUUGUCAGAGUUUGGUAAUGGGCGCUUAUUCUCAUCUUCAUGAUCCACAAAAUGAAUAUCUGCUUGUUACGCAGAAAUCGGGAUGGGCUUUAUUAAAGAAACUUUGGCCUCUUACUCAGGACGAAGUUCUACAAAAUUGGGGAUUAUUGGACUGAAGUUUUUAUACCCUUUGAUUCACUAUCAUCAUCAAAUUAAUGUAAGAUUAAUUAUUGUAUUUGCACCUAUUGUCAAUUAUACAAGCAAUAAAUAUAAAUUUAUGUCACAA